GAAUCUCAUUAUUCCCUCGCGUUGAACGCGCAAUGUGAAAUAAUCAAAAUUCGCUCGGUGAGAACUCGAUUUUCAAAAGCAAAGUUACUAAUUUUUAAUAGUUUUAUAAACAAAAAAGUAAAUAAAAGCGGCAGCAUGCCUUAACAAAUGGUGUGAAAAUCGUAAACGUCAUAGCAGAAAAAAGGAGAGCCAAGUGCGACUCAACAAAAAAAAAAUAAUAAAGAAAAGAAAAGCAAGGUGCCAGUAAAAAGAAGAAAACCAGUUAUGUAUGCGAAGUCGCGCAGUGUUUCCUUUUUGUUGAGCAAAAAGCAACAUUUUAUGGCGAAAAAAUGUUAAAUGAAAGUGUUGUGCGAUUCGUUUAAAGUGAGUGUUUUAACGCUUAUUAAUUAUAUGGGCACAAAACAACAACAAGUCCAACAACAAUUAAUGGCCAGACAAGGUUACAUUUUCCAUGACAACUUCACGAUCCACAAAAAAUUGUUGAAAAAACAGACCAAAAGCCGAUUUCAAGCGAAUUUCUUGCUGCAAUAAGAUAUAUCUACAACACUAAAAAUUUAAUUGUACAACAACAAGUGCUGCAAUUGGCACAAUUGGCGAUAAAUCAGCAGCAGCAACAUUAAGAGAGACGCCGCUUGAACUUUUCGCAGACAACACAAAACGAAGAGGGGGAAAAACGAAUAAAAAAACAAAAAAAAAACGAAAUAGAAUACAAAACGAGAGAAUAUCUAGCAUAAGCGGAGGGACACGAGGCAGUGCAUCAUUUAAACAAGAAGCAGAAGACGGUUUCGGUUUCGCUUUGGCUAUUUUGAGAUACAUUUUUUUGGCCCACGCGUCUGCGAGGAAUGCAGCAUGUGGCCAUGUAAAGGCAGCAGCAGCAGCAGUAACAGCAACAGCCACAGACAAAGCAACAAUAACUACAACAGCAGCAGCAGCAAGUACAACUACAACUACACAGCACUUGCAACGCGCAACUUGAAGUGAAGUCGCGGCAAGUGCAACUUCAACACUUGCCUGUCAACUUGGCAGUCACACUUGGUAUUCAAGCAGCCACACCGGAAGCGUUGUCGUGUCCAUGACUUGAGUCUUUCAAAGGGGCUAGGCCUUUAAAGCAUAAGCUAUCCCCCCUACCCAUCCAUCCAUUACAAGAAUAUUCCACUACCAAAUUCACUACCGCUCCAAUGGACGCAGCAACGACAGCAACACAAGCAUUGGCCACAGCAGCAGCCACACAGAUUGCGCCACGCUCAUUGGAUCAGCAGGAGGAGCCCGUGGUGGGUUCACCCAAUCACUCGCACUACUCGAAUCUCACCAACAGUAGCAACAGUAGCAGCAACGCCAGCAGCCCUUCGGUGGCCAGCGAUACCAGCCACAGCUCGUCCUCCUCCUCGUCGGCGCCGCAGUACAGCGAAGAUCUACGACGCCAGCAGCGACAGCGUGUCUCACACUCGGGCAGCGGCAGCGGCUCGGCCAAGAACUGUGAGUUGGAUGUGGGCGAGGAGGAACGUGACACCUUCUCGCCAGUGUCCAGUCCCGAGUGCAACGGCGCUGCAGCAGCUGCGCUGGUUACUGCGGGCACAAGUCGAGAGAGGGAACGAGAGCGUGAUAAUAAGAGCUACGAGUGUAAAUUGAAGCCGCCGUCGAAGGAGGAAAAGCAGCGACAGAACGAGGAGAUUGUGUGCAUGGAAACGUCGACGGUCUCCACAGAGACCGGCUCCUGGGAGUCGGUCUAUCCGAAUGCGUUGCCCGCUCCAUCGCAGGCGCCACUUGAGGGGAUUACCGCCAGCUGUUUGCUGCGUGAAUUCGAGAAGCGUGGAGCCGAGCAGUUGAGCACAUCGGGACACAGUGCUUGCUUCAUUGAUGCCUCGUCGCUGCGCGAUGAGGAUGAGGUACUCUCUUUUCCCAGUCUCGAUGGCCAGCAAGCCAACGAACCAGAGCCACCCGAUGAUGAGGCAGAUGCAGAUGCUGAUGAUGAUGAGGCUGAUGUUAAACCCGAGUCGGAAAUGGAACUAGAACAAUUCCACAAAGCGUUUGCCAAGUGCAAGGCGCCGCCACGCAGCAGUCAAUCGAAUUGCAGCUCCGAUGUGGACGAUGAACCGCAACCGGAUUCGAACAGCGCCACACACAAUCUCUCCGACGAGGAGAAGCUGUGGAAGCGUGACCAACAGUUGCCCGCCAGCGGUGGCGUCACCGAUGCCACCGAAGCCAGCAGCGUUUCGCUGCCCGCCGAUGCCGAUUCCUCGGACUCCUCGUUGAGUGCGCGACGUCGACGAGUGGCGCCAACAGUGCAAGCAACUGCACCAAUGGCGGUGCCGUAUCACUUUCAGCACAAUGCGCAACAGUUUAGCGUGCAUCCGUUGGCCAGCAGCCCGAAGUUUGCCUCGCAUCAUGCGCCCGAUCUCAGCUACACCACAGACUACUCCUCGAGCAGUCCGGGACACAGCAUUGUCUGGUCAUCCGAGCAGCAGCCGCAGUCGCAGCCCCGACAACAGCAACACACUGCGGCGCCGUUGCCUUCCCUGGCCACCGAGACGCCGCACAAUUCGAUGGUGCAUGUGCUCGAUGGGCAUCAGGUGGGCAGCAACAAUAGCUCCAUACAUCGAGAUUACACGUUGAGCUCAUCGUUGUCGCAUCAUCGCGAUUCGGGCGCCUAUUGCAGCGAUGCCACCGAUUCGCCGCUGCCUUUGCCGCGAACUCCAAAACGUUGCUCUAAAUUCGAUGAAGCGAAUCCGAUUGUUUCGGGUGGUGCUUCCAUCGAAGACUUCCGGCAAAAGCAUUGCGAUAGUCCGAGCUUGAAGCGACGCACCGCCGAUUGUCCCAUUGUCUCUGGUGGUUUUGUGUCGUUGGACUUUGCGGCCACGAGACCACAAGACGAUGACGAAGAUGAUGAUGAGGAGGCGCAGGAGGAUGCUGAGUUGGCGGGCGUGGAGCUGCGCGUCAAGUCGAGCGCACAACAGCAACGCAAACCGUUGCCUGGCAUCGCUUCCUGGGUGGUUGACAUGAGCGAUUGUCGCCCGGAGCGACGCAAGAGCAGCAGCUCUACGUCCAGCUUGGAAGCGGCCACCUCGACGCCGUCCCGGUUCCGGGAGCGCUCCGAUUCGAACAGUUCGCACAAGAGCGGCUGUGGUUUCUAUGUGUCACUGGAUGACAUGGACCGAAAGCCAAAGCCGUCGUCACAGACUCAGCCACAGCAACCACAACAGUCUCUAAGUAAAUCCUAUACGGCGCCCAAGGCGGCCAAUUUCUUUGUGAAUCUCUCGCAGAGCGACUACCAGGCCAAGGAGCAGCAACAACAGCAGCCACCGCCAGAGGCAAAGCCAGAGCAGGCGAAUGGUCAGGAGAACGAUAAGAAGAACAAUAUCUUUAGCAUGUUUAUAGACUUUGGUGAGCCGCCCAAGGCGCGUGCACAAAACGGACGCAAGGAGCCCUUUAACCUGGCUCAGCGUUUGUCCAGCUCGCUUAGCGUGGCGCAGCGACGUGGUGACGAUGUGAUGAAGUCCAGCGCUAGCUCCACAGAGACGCUGAUGGCCAAGAGUGGUUCCCAGCUGCAGCAGCAACAACAAUUGCAACAGUUGCCACUGAAAGAGGAAAGCAAAUCACUCGAUUAUCGCUGCAAUCUGGAGCAGCAACCGUUGACUGUGGCUGCUUUACGUCGCAUGCAGGAACCGAGCAAGCGACACAGCUGGGGCAGCAACAACAGCAGCAAGGAUUCAGCGCCAACAAACGAUUGCAAGCGUUCGAUUAGCUUCAGCACAAAUGGCGGCGAUCAAUCAGGAGCUGGUUUGAUGAGCAUCAUUGAUAAGUUGCCUAUCAUUUCGAAGGCAUCUUCGCUGUCGGUGGACAGCUCUUUGUCGCCGUACGAUGAUUACAGUGGCGCCUCGAAUGCGGGAGCCUUGAGUAGCUGCUCUGAUGAGGAGCAACAGCAGGCGGCGCGUAUGAAGAAGCGACGUCGUGAUGCUCAACUCAAUGAGACGUACGAUAAGAGCAGCAGCGUGGCAUCCGCUUUAACCGAAGGUGUGCUCUCCAAGGACAUGUCUCCGGCUUCGAAUACGGACACCGAUGAUCUCACCUUCCAGCAGGAUGAGCAGUUGGCAUUGCGAGAGGUGCAACAGCAACAACAAUUAGCGACGACAACGUUGCCGCUGCAGCUGAGCAGCAGCAGCAAUCGCACCUCGAUCAUGGAGACGAUCAUUGAGGCCAAGGAGACGGCUUCGCCCAAGAAGCAGCCGAAUACAACAGCCGCAACGAAUGGACACACUAUGGAGACGUUGCAUGCCACGAUUGAGAAGCAGAAACAGCUGCUGGAGACGGUCAACGAGCAUGCGGAGCAACCGUCGAGCUUUGUCAAGCUGUCGGACAUGGAUAAACCUGCCGCCAAGCAUGAGUUGCAAUCACCUGAUGCGAUGAGCAAAAGUGCCGGCAACAAUCAGCGCAGCAAUAGCCAACGUUUCUAUCGCGAUCAGCAGGAGCAGCAUCGUGGAGGCGUGGCACGUCCGCAUUCCUGGGCAAUGACACGUUCCACUGGCGGUGGCAACAACGGAGGCAACAAUAUUCAACAGUUUGCCAGCUCGGUGGACAAUUUGCGCAGCUUGUCGCGUCUGUUUCCCAACUUUAGCAAAGAGUUCUCCAACUCGUUGCCCGGUGACAUGACGCUGGACAAUGACAAGCAGCAGCAACAACAGCAAUUGGAUUACAUACAAACGGAUCUGAGUGCGGACUCUAGUUUAGCUUCCAGUUUCAGUCGCUCUGGCAUGGAUGAGUCCUCGUUGAGUUGCCGGCAACCGCGACGCCUCGGCGAGGAUCUGCUCAAGAUGUUUCUGCAGGAGAUCGCCACCGAUAUGCUGGUGGAGGUGCAUGGUCGACGCAUUCGUGCUCAUAAGUGCAUCUUGCGCAGUCGUUGUCAGUAUUUCGCUGCCAUGCUGGCGGGACAUGGCUCCCAGAGCGUGGUUUCGCUGCAGGGUUAUUCCUAUGCUGCGGUGCACUUUGCCCUGUGCCACAUUUACUCGGGUGCCUCGCAUCCGCCGGAUGGCAUUAGUCUGAUGGAGUUGGCUGCGUUGGCUGAUCUGCUGGGACUGGAGGGACUGAAGGAGGUGACGUCGCAUGCGCUGAAGACCAAUUACUGCCACAACUUCCAUAAGCCGUGUUCGGGCUGCAUCGAUGGCAUUCUUCAGGUGCUGCCAGUCGCGUUGAAUCAUGCUCUCGACGAUCUCUAUCGCAAGUGUUUGCGCUGGACGUGCCGACACUAUCUGAAGGUCUGGCCAACGCGACAGUUUGCCCAGCUGCCGCCGGACAUUCUGGGCCGUUGUCGCCAACAAAUUGUAGCCUAUUUGACUUCCGAAUCGGUGCUCGAUACGGUGCUCGACUGCGAUCAUCUGUUGGCACAGCUCUCAGCCUAUCGCUGGGGUCAUGUGUGUGAGCAGCUGGUGCGCGAUAUACUCGACGCUGCUUACGCCUAUGUGGGCGAUCACUUUGCCAGUCUGAUUGCCAGCGAUUCAUUCCUGUCGCUGGGCCACGAUCGCAGUCGUCAUAUACCGCGACUCGAGUCGCUGCUGCUCCAAACGGCAGCUGCGCUCACUCCCGAACAAGCUUGUCGCAGCUAUCAGCGAGUGACACGUUUGAAUACAGUGUUGCAAGCGAAGCUCAUCCAGAUGCCGGUGAAUCUAGGCGAACUGGCCAAGGAGUUGCAGGGACUGCAGGAGGAACAACUCGACUGGCAGCCUGAGUACAUAAGGCUUGUCAGCGCUUUGGUCUAUGCCGUGGAACAGUGUUUGAUCAGGCAGUGUUCGCGUGCCAUGCGUGUGACGGCAUGGCAACGCAUGGAUCUGGAGCUGCGCAAGAAGAUACAGACUAUGGCACGCCUCACCGAACCACUCGAUAUGAAACGCAACGGUGGUAAGCCGGUGAGCAAGGCGUUCUCCUUUGGCGGCAGCACACGCAGUCAGGAUCUGGUGCAGAUCAAGCUGGCCAUACAGGCCCAGUCGAAACGCGCCCAGGCGCAGGAGACGCAUGUCUACAAGGCGACGCAAACCAACUAUGAUGUGCACACCACGGAGCGUGGAGUGCAGGCGCAAUCGCAGACCAAUCACGAUCUGCGCGAGGGCAACAGCAAAUUGCUGAAGUCGAACUCUCGCGCUUAUGUGCCACAGUCGCAAUCGCAGCGCUCCAGCUCACAGACGGCCACCGAACGCCACAGCCUCAACACACAUCGACGCACGCAAUCGGAGGCGCCGCCUGCCACAACGCAAAGGACUGCUCAGAAGGCUGUACAACAACCAACUGCAGUUUCCGAAGCCAAGGUCGUUGCGGCCGCAAAUCGCAGCUCGGCGCCUGUGGUGCGUGCUCGCUAUUUGGAGCCACGCAAGCCACGUGCCGUUAGCAAUACAAAUGGCAACAGCAACCACACUUCGGGUCCCGUACGCAGCUCCAGUUCGACGAUACCGGCAACAGCACGGAGCAAGGCGCAGGCCAAGAAUCUGCACAUCUCUUCCAGCGACAGUUCACGCAACUCGAGUCCAGCGGCGCUGCGACGCGGCCAACAGAAUGGCAACACACGGCUGGGCAACAAGUCGAGCAACAUGUCAUCGGAUAGUUUGGCCAAGAGCGGCUCACGUGAACGCUACUCUUCCGAUCUCAAUGUGGACUCGCUGGCUGAGAGCAUGAAGAGUUCGGUGAUUACGAACAAAACGAUCUCACACGAAUCGCUGUCCAGCAGCUCCAAGUUGGCGCGUGUGCAGCAGCUCAAUGGACACGGCAACAAGUCGGCAACAACAGCAGCAUUGCCUCCCUUGAGGGGCACACAGCGCGGCUCGACGGUGGGCAAUAAGUCGACGCGGCAGCUAAAGCAACAGCACAAUGCUGCAACCACAGGCGCUUCGAAUGGCUCCAGUCCCAGCUCGGUGCACACUACCAAGUCAGCGACCAGUCGCCUCUCGUCGGUCAGCAGCACGCUCUCUACGCGUGAGCUCUUCAAGCAGCGCUCCAUUUCGGUGCCGGCGGGCGGUGAAGUGCCGGCCAAAGGACGUCACAGUUUUCUCUCGGCCAAAUCGCGUGAGAUACUUGCCAAGCGUGCCGAGAAGAAUAAGCUGCAACAGCAACAACAACAGCAGCAGCAACAGCAAAAUCAGCAGCAACACAGCUCUGGCGAUGAGCGUAGUAGCCAACAACUGAGAGCAUCUGCUGGUCCGUUGCGCUCCUCAUCACAUUCCGCCGUUAGCAGCAUGCUGCAGCAGCACAAUCUGCGCAACAGUCUGCCCUCAAAUAUACCCACUCGACGUCCUAAUACGCUGCAGUUGCGCAAAACAACCACAACAACAACUAAUGGUAAUGUUAAGCACAGCACAAAUGGUGGCGGCAUUGGCAUCAUGAACGGUCAUCAAUACACCAAGGCGGCGCAGGCGGUUAAACAGAAACUGGAUUUGCUCAUCGAUCACGCGCAGCUGGAGAGCAGCGGCAAUGGUGAUCAGCGUGUCGAGUCCAAGCUGGAGCGUUCCAGCACCUUUUGCAAGGAUAGCGCUGACUUGGAUCUGGAUGUCAGCGAGCUGCAAAUUGUCGAGUAAUUAUACAAAAAGGUCAUAUUAAAUAUGUGCCGAAUCGAAACACCCAUACACGUCCCAUAAGGCAACUCUAGUCAAUAAUAGCAUGUAGUUGCAGCAGGCGCAGGAAUACCACUAACUAUAACAAACCAAUAAUCAAUAAUAGAGAUCAAAAAUGUUACUACGAAGCGAAAAGAAGCAACAAACUCCAAACUCCACUUAUAUGAUAGCAGUUAUAUACAUAAAUAUUGUCGUUAAUCCUCCCCCCAAAAUUACCUACAUAUUAAUUACUAUUACCACAUAUUAUUAGAGAAAUGCAAAACUGGAGUCGAGUCGAUUCGAGACAAUGUCAACAAUUGAAAAGAAAAAUCUAACAAAA
This is a messenger RNA of Drosophila nasuta, 7908 nucleotides long. RefSeq lists its product as uncharacterized. The record is from RefSeq and is a predicted model, not a curated record. Gene Ontology annotation, molecular function: protein binding. The transcript has 5 exons. The coding region runs from base 1179 to 7553 and encodes 2124 amino acids. NCBI's taxonomy places the organism in Eukaryota, Metazoa, Arthropoda, Insecta, Diptera, Drosophilidae.